AUGUCCAAUUCGAGCUCUAUAACAUGGAACAAUGGGCUAUUGCCGUGCUCAAUGCAAGCACACGGGUGCGAGAAGAUAUGCGAUGCUAAGACAUAUGCUGCUCAUGUCGAUCAGACCACAUUGGAUGAAGCCAUGUGUUUGGCUAAUACCCCGAAAGUGCGCCAGCAACUCCUACUCGAACAAAAGCGAGAAGCCGCGCAGGAGAAAGAGUUCAACUAUAUUGCCAAUGAGAUACUACCGCUGAGAUGUCCAAACAAGGGACAUGUUCUUGACCAGUCGUUCGAAAAUUGUUUUGCACUUACUUGCGCUGCAUGA
Messenger RNA from Sphaeroforma arctica JP610, 315 nucleotides. RefSeq lists its product as hypothetical. Bases 1 to 315 code for a protein of 104 amino acids. The record is from RefSeq and is a predicted model, not a curated record. NCBI's taxonomy places the organism in Eukaryota, Ichthyosporea, Ichthyophonida. The transcript has a single exon.